AUGGUAAAAAUUAAAGUUAAUGUAUAUGAUCUUACAGCAUCCAACCGAGCAUUUCGCUGGCUCAAACUCGGAGUUUAUCAUUCUAGUGUAGUUUUGGAUGACAAAGAAGAGUAUUUUUACGGGUAUUUCGGUGAAAAAACAACAGGAGUUCAUUUAUCAGAAUGCUUAAAUAUGAUUCCUGAUUAUAUGGAAGGAGAAUUUUAUACUUCAUAUGAUAUUUGCGAUAUUUCACUUAGUUUCGAUGAAUGCAAAAAUAUUAUACAAAGUUUUAUGAAUUCAACAGAAUGGAUGAGUGAAUAUUACAAUUUCAUGUAUCAUAAUUGCAAUGAUUUCUCUCAUACUCUCUGCGAAACUCUUGUUGGAAUUGAAAAUAUGAAAAAUUAUCCAUAUUGGGUACUUCGAACACAAAAAAUUGCUCAUUUUGUAUACUCAAUAUCAUUUUCUCCCAUGCUCUUCCAUCUUUUAGGUCAAAUUGGCUUCGGAUUGCCAUUUGAACAAAAACAAUCAGCAGAACGACAACAUAAUCUCGAUGCAGAAAUAUAUUCGAAUUAUUACACUCAAAAUGAAAUUGAUUCUAUAAACGAAAGGACAGAUAUUAAACAAGAAUUAUUACCAAAGCAUACAAAGACGAAGCAAGCAAAAAUCAACUCCGAAAGCAAUUUAGAAAGCAUUGAAGACAAUUCUCGCUUGUAA
This is a messenger RNA of Trichomonas vaginalis G3, 693 nucleotides long. Its product is annotated as Lys63-specific deubiquitinase protein. Bases 1 to 693 code for a protein of 230 amino acids. The record is from RefSeq and is a predicted model, not a curated record. Gene Ontology annotation, biological process: protein deubiquitination. NCBI's taxonomy places the organism in Eukaryota, Parabasalia, Trichomonadida, Trichomonadidae. The transcript has a single exon. Gene Ontology annotation, molecular function: deubiquitinase activity.